This is a messenger RNA of Ipomoea nil (Japanese morning glory), 1640 nucleotides long. Its product is annotated as solute carrier family 40 member 2-like. Gene Ontology annotation, biological process: iron ion transmembrane transport. The record is from RefSeq and is a predicted model, not a curated record. NCBI's taxonomy places the organism in Eukaryota, Viridiplantae, Streptophyta, Magnoliopsida, Solanales, Convolvulaceae. The transcript has 8 exons. Gene Ontology annotation, molecular function: iron ion transmembrane transporter activity. Bases 1 to 1488 code for a protein of 495 amino acids. Gene Ontology annotation, cellular component: membrane.
AUGAAUGAGGCGGCAGUGUUUGAUCAAGAAAAUCAGCAGCCCCAAUUCCCAUCUUCUCUACUUUACAAUCUUUACGUUGGACACUUCCUUUCCAGAUGGACUGCCAGAAUGUGGGAAUUCUCAGUGGGUUUGUACAUGAUCAAAAUCUGGCCAAAUUCUUUAAUCCUUGCAGCUAUUUAUGGCGCUGUUGAGUCUGCUUCCUCAGCAUUGCUUGGACCAGUAGUCGGAAAAUGGGUGGAUAUGUUCACAUAUGCUAAGGUUCUCAAGUUCUGGUUGCUAACCAAAAGUCUCUCUUUUAUGGUCGCUGGAGGUUCAGUGGUUGCUGUUCUUGCCUGCCCAGAUUUGAUCCCAAUCAACUCUGCACCAUUUGUGUUACUCAUAAUACUAAUCAAUGCUUCUGGAGCUGCUGCUGUGCUUUCCAAUCUGGCAGGGACCAUAUUGAUCGAAAGAGAAUGGGUGGUGGUGAUAUCAGAAGGCCAUCCUUCUGAGCUGCAGACAAACAUGAAUUCUAUAAUAAGGCGAAUCGAUUUAGUGUGCAAGUUAUUUGCUCCUGUGAUUUCAGGGUGCAUCAUAAGUUUCAUCUCCCUCACUGCAUCAGCUAUGGCUCUGGCCCUGUGGAAUAUCGUAUCAGUUUGCAUGGAAUAUUGGCUUCUAACAUCUGUAUCCAAUGGGGUUCCUGCAUUAAGAGAAAGCAGCCAGAGAAGGGCAUUGAGAUCUUUGCCAAACACUGUGGAAAUAAGCCCCUCUAUUUGUCAUGAAGAGGAAAGAUUCCUUAAUAAUUCAGACAGAAAUCCAUUAAUGGAGACAUCUGAAAGCAGCAGCUGUUGGGGAAAAAUAGGUGGUCGGGUGUCAACAAUUCCAUAUAUCAGUGCUUGGAAAGUGUAUUUGCAGCAAGAUGUAGUUUUGCCUGGAUUUGCUCUUGCAGUGCUCUAUUUCACCAUACUCAGCUUUGGAACAUUAAUGACUGCAACUCUUGAAUGGGAAGGUAUACCUGCAUAUAUUAUUGGAAUAGCUCGUGGGAUAAGUGCAGCAAUAGGGAUAGCUGCUACAUUUCUGUACCCUGUUUUGCAAUCUCAGAUCUCAACCCUUCGAACAGGGUUAUGGUCCAUUUGGUCUCAGUGGAGUUGCCUCUUGGUAUGCGUAGCUUCCAUAUGGGUACAUAAGAAAGUGAUAUCAGCAUCUAUGCUUAUGGCCGGAGUGGCUGCGUCACGCCUGGGGCUAUGGAUGUUUGAUUUGUCAGUCAUUCAACAAAUGCAGGAUCAUGUUUCAGAGAACGAUCGUUGUGUGGUAGGAGGGGUUCAAAGCUCUCUGCAAUCUAUAUUUGAUUUGAUGACUUACCUCGUAGGCAUAGUCAUAUCAGACCCUCGGGAUUUUUGGGAGUUGAUACUGUUAUCCUUCGUGUUGGUGACUCUGGCUGCAGUGUUAUACAGCAUACACAUUUAUCGCGUAAGGAAACAUGAAAAAUUAAAAACUUUUAUUGGAUUUUGACCAAUGGUGAAGAUCUUUAGUGCCUAAAAAUGUGUAAGUGGUAGAGAAUUUGGAAUCACCUACGUAAUUCGAGAUUUACCUCUUUUAUAAGUUUUUGGGGAUUCAUGGGGUGCAGAAUGUAGUUAGGCUAAGCUGAAAAAACCUGUGUUAUA